Molecule: messenger RNA, 1762 nt
Organism: Mugil cephalus (flathead mullet)
Lineage: Eukaryota; Metazoa; Chordata; Actinopteri; Mugiliformes; Mugilidae
Gene: rhbdd2
Product: rhomboid domain containing 2
Exons: 1
Coding region: 346-1278 (310 amino acids)
Cellular component (GO): membrane
Molecular function (GO): serine-type endopeptidase activity
Source: RefSeq, a predicted model, not a curated record
AUAGUCCUGUACCUGUAUAGCCUUGUGUGCUCGAUGUUGUGAGCAAAAGCAACCGAAGACGAGUUUUGUAUUGUUUUUGUUUUGUUUUGUUUUGUUUAUUUUGUUUUGUUUUGUUUUGUUUUUGUUUUUGUUUUUAAUACAAAACAACCAUUUAACCGCCUUUUGUAAACCGUUUAGAGUGGGAGCUGCGUCCCCGCCAGAGGUUUUCUGUGGCCUUCGGCUGAAAUCAGUCUGGAAAUGGCACUAUUUCCUGUAUAGUAAUCGUGGGGACACAUAAACAACAAUCCGGUAAUUCCUACUAAACGUUAGCUUGUUAUCCGCGUAUUUCUUAGGUUGUUUGACAAGAUGUCAGUAAUUAAGCACUUCAAGAUGAUCUUGAGUGCUUUCAAAGAUUUUGCCCCUGUUCUCACAAGCGGGGUUCUCACAGUGGCGUUCGUAUCGUGCAUUUUCUUUGUUAUCCAAAUAUAUUUCAACUUAACCCGAGGCGUAUUCAGCGUUGGAGCCAGUGUUUUUCAACAUGGACACAUCCACAGACUCUUCAUGUAUCCCCUUUACCACAAAACCUUUGAUCAGCUUGUGUUGAACAUCACAGCCCUAGUGUUUCUCAGUGGCAGUUUGGAGAAAGGUGUUGGCACAGUCCGUUUCCUGUUGUUCUUCCUUCUACUCUCCACCACCACAGGUUUGUUUUACAGUUUCCUGGAUCUCCUGCAGAAUGAUUAUAUCCAAGGUCAUACAGAGGGUUUGGUUCCUGUCACGCUGGCCUGUGUGGCUCUAACUACCAUGCACACAAAAAUGAACAAAAGUUUCUUGUGUGGAUUCAGUUUCCCCUCCAUGGCUCUUCCUUGGGUGUUCCUCAUAAUAACUAGUGCUCUCAUCCCCCACAGUGUACUGCCCUUUAAUAUCAUAGGCAUUCUGACUGGGUGGAUGUAUGGUAGGGGGUGGUUUUCCAUUCUGCACAUGUCUGAGGCCAGAGCUGGAGCUGUGGAGAAAAUGAUGCCUUUCAGGUUGUUGAGGAGCAUUACCACAGUUGUGUUUGUUCCUGCUUCCACAGAGGAGAAGAGGAAGAUCCUCCUUCCAAAAAUCAACCUCACCCCUGCAUCUUACCCAGUCCAGAUUUAUGCCCCAUUGUCCAGCAUGAACACUGCUGAUAUCACAGCUAAGAUGCAUGAAGGUUGGCCACACUCAGCUAUUUCCUUUUCCAGUUCCACACCACUUCCUAAUAUUCAUGGACAUGGACAAAACUUCACGUCACAGACAAUAUCCAAUGUUCAACCAUAACCAUGGUCAUGGUUUACCUCACAGCAUUCUGGUAUGAGCGGUAUCUGUAUACUACUCAUUUUACCAGACGUGGAUUCCAGCAGCAUUAUUGGAUUGAUCAUUGCAAUAAGGAUUCAGAAGGAAAGGGCAAGACUUAUUGAAGAAACAAGAGUUUGUGUGAAUCAUAGAGUGGAGUGGACUCAUUGAUUUGAAGAACGUGUACAAACUGAUCACCAGACAAGACUGAUGGUGAUGAAACUGAGAAUGAAGCAAAACUGACACUUUUCGAAAACAGAGACAGAAAUAUUCCAAAUUGACCUUGGAGGACUGGAGACAGUGUGCAAACCUCCCUUACCGAAUUUACAUCUAAGUGACAAUGUGUUUCUGCCUGGCUGUAUAGUUUCAUGAAGUUUCUUUGUUGUUAAAAUAAUAUGGGUGUCUUGUAAAUCUAAUAUUUAACAUUUACUAUGUUUUAUUUCUACCAAUAAACUUUUUCAUAUGAUAA